This is a messenger RNA of Elephantulus edwardii (Cape elephant shrew), 1007 nucleotides long. RefSeq names its product proteasome (prosome, macropain) subunit, beta type, 5 (gene PSMB5). The transcript has 3 exons. Lineage: Eukaryota; Metazoa; Chordata; Mammalia; Macroscelidea; Macroscelididae. Gene Ontology annotation, molecular function: threonine-type endopeptidase activity. Gene Ontology annotation, cellular component: proteasome core complex. The record is from RefSeq and is a predicted model, not a curated record. The coding region runs from base 9 to 800 and encodes 263 amino acids.
CAGUAGACAUGGCGCUGGCCAGCGUGUUGCAGAGGCCUCUACCGGUGAACCAGCGCGGCUUUUUCGGUCUUGGGGGUCGCGCGGAUCUGCAGGACGUGGGUCUAGGGAGUUCAUGCGAUGGGCUGAGUCUGGCUGCGCCUAAAUGGGGUGUCCCCGAGGAACCAGGGAUCGAAAUGCUUCAUGGAACCACCACUCUGGCCUUCAAGUUUCGCCAUGGUGUCAUCGUGGCAGUGGACUCCCGGGCCACAGCAGGUGCUUACAUUGCAUCCCAAACGGUGAAGAAGGUGAUCGAGAUCAACCCCUACCUGCUAGGCACCAUGACUGGAGGUGCAGCGGAUUGUAGCUUCUGGGAGAGGCUGUUAGCUCGGCAGUGUCGAAUCUAUGAGCUUCGAAACAAGGAACGCAUCUCAGUAGCAGCUGCCUCCAAGCUGCUGGCCAACAUGGUCUAUCAAUAUAAAGGCAUGGGGCUGUCCAUGGGUACCAUGAUCUGUGGCUGGGACAAGAGAGGCCCUGGCCUCUACUAUGUGGACAGUGAAGGUAACCGGAUCUCAGGGACCACCUUCUCUGUAGGUUCUGGCUCUGUAUAUGCCUAUGGGGUCAUGGAUAGGGGCUACUCCUAUGAUCUGGAAGUGGAAAAGGCCUAUGAUCUAGCUCGUCGAGCCAUCUACCAAGCUACCUACAGAGAUGCCUACUCAGGAGGUGUGGUCAACCUCUACCACGUCCGGGAGGAUGGCUGGAUCCGAGUCUCCAGUGACAAUGUAGCUGAUCUACAUGACAAGUACAGUGGACCUGCCCCCUAAGGGAGGCUGAAUGCAUCUGCUUGCAUUUAUUGGGGUGUCAUUGAUAAUAAGAGCACAGCACCCCAUCCUGUAGUACAGGGGUUUCUAAUUGAUCCUUUUAUUAAGCUCAUGUACAUUGACCUUCAUUGUGUUACCAGAUGUUAAUGAGCUGCUGCAGAAGAAAUUAUUUGUAUUACUUUUUUUUGCUGUUAACAUUACACUACUCAC